AUGGACGAGUACGCAGGCAGACAGACGGCCCAGCAGGCAGGGAAGCAGGCGCGCAGGCAGACCGACGGCCCAGCAGGCAGGAAAGCAGGCGCGCAGGCAGACCGACGGCCCAGCAGGCAGGGAAGCAGGCGCGCAGGCAGACCGACGGCCCAGCAGGCAGGAAAGCAGGCGCGCAGGCAGACCGACGGCCCAGCAGGCAGGGAAGCAGGCGCGCAGGCAGACGGAGCAUCAGACAGGCGAGGAGGCGGGCCAGCAGCGGGGCGAGAACUCCGGCAGAAUCCCAAGGGCCUGAAGGCGCGGGGCCCGAUCGGCCGGCCGGGGUCGGCGCGGUGCAUGACCGUGCCAUGCGCUGGGAUCUGUGUCAAGGCCGCCCAAGGAGCGCCACGCACUGCGGAAGCGACGCCGCCCGUGGGCAUGCCGGGGUCUGCGCCCACGCCCACGGAGACACGGCGGAUCGCGGCUUGA
This is a messenger RNA of Penaeus monodon (black tiger shrimp), 465 nucleotides long. RefSeq names its product cuticle collagen 40-like. NCBI's taxonomy places the organism in Eukaryota, Metazoa, Arthropoda, Malacostraca, Decapoda, Penaeidae. Bases 1 to 465 code for a protein of 154 amino acids. The record is from RefSeq and is a predicted model, not a curated record. The transcript has 2 exons.